Molecule: messenger RNA, 1991 nt
Organism: Pogoniulus pusillus (Red-fronted tinkerbird)
Lineage: Eukaryota; Metazoa; Chordata; Aves; Piciformes; Lybiidae
Gene: DLX2
Product: distal-less homeobox 2
Exons: 3
Coding region: 167-961 (264 amino acids)
Biological process (GO): negative regulation of transcription by RNA polymerase II; embryo development; cell differentiation
Molecular function (GO): DNA-binding transcription factor activity, RNA polymerase II-specific; RNA polymerase II cis-regulatory region sequence-specific DNA binding
Source: RefSeq, a predicted model, not a curated record
UCCCGCUGGCGGCGGCGGGAGCGCGGCUGCCCGCCCCGGCCCGACCCCGCGGGCACGGAGCACGGCGCAGCGCUGUGAGCAUGGUGACGCGACCCUGACCGCCUCUCCCCGGUGGGGACGUCUGGGGGUCGGUGGCGGCCCGUGCCCUAGCGGGCAGGGGCGCGGGAUGACCGGAGUGCUGGAGAGCCUGGUGCCGGACAUGCACGCCAGCCAGAUCUCCACCAGCAGCUACCACCAACACGGAGGCCUGCACAAGCCACAGGAGUCCCCCACGCUGCCCGUCUCCACGGCCACCGACAGCAGCUACUACAACAACCAGCAGCACGGGGCGGCGGGCGGGCCUCCGUACGGCUCAGUGGGCUCCUACCCCUACACAGGAGGCGGCACCGCCCCAUAUACCACCAAGGCCGCCUACGACCUGGGCUACGUGGGCACCUACGGUUCCUACGGGCCCUACGGAAGCAGGUCCUCUCCGGCCAACGACUCCGCAGAGAAGGAAGACUGCGAGCCGGAGAUCAGGAUCGUGAACGGAAAGCCGAAGAAAGUGAGGAAGCCAAGGACCAUCUAUUCCAGCUUCCAACUGGCAGCUCUUCAGCGACGCUUCCAGAAAACCCAGUACCUCGCCCUCCCCGAAAGAGCGGAGCUGGCGGCCUCACUCGGCCUCACCCAGACACAGGUGAAGAUCUGGUUUCAGAAUCGCCGCUCCAAGUUCAAGAAGAUGUGGAAAAGCGGCGAAAUCCCGGCAGAACCGCCCCCUCGCCGCAGCAUUUCGCCACCUCCUCCUGCCUCGCCUCCCGCCUGGGACUUCGCCGCGCAUCCGCGCACAGCGGGCGGCGCCGGCACCGCCAGCCCCAGCCCCGCCGCCGCCUUCCUCGGUAGCUACUCGUGGUACCCGCCAGCAGCCGCGUCGCUCCCGCAGCCAGCACAGCCACCUCAUCACCACGGCGGCAGUAUCUUCUAGACUCCGCAGAGACUUAAGCCCUCAAUGCCGAGCCCGGAAGCCCCGGAGCAUCGAGGUGCAGCACGGUUGUUUUGGUGAAGCCUAUCUCCGGUCGUCCCGGCGGAGAAGAACAGCUCCGCAUCCCAUCCUGCUGCACCGUCGGCGGCGAAUCCGCGGGGUCUGCGCUCCUGCUGCCAAAAUACUCACUGAGGGGCAAGCACCCACCUUCCUCUCCCUCCAUCCCUCUUCCUUCUCCCCGGCUUUUGCAUCAAACCGCCGGUACAGAACUCUGGUUAACUUUAUUUUUUAUUUUUUUAAAGUUGAUAGGUGCCUUUGCGGAUAACCUCACUUUGAUGUUGGGGAUUUAAAAAUAAAAUGUUAAAGAAAAAAAAAAAACACAAAAAAACCAACAAAACAAAACAAAGCCCCACCAACACAUAAUUUUUAUAUGUAGAUUUAAAACAAGAGCCUCUCGUGUUACCCUUUCUAAUCGUGAACAAAACAGUACGGUGAUGUGAGCCAGUCACAGGCGGCAGUGCCAGCGCGACUUUGUCUGUCGGGGGGGGGGGGGGGGGCUCCUGCUCAUACGGUGCCCCCAAGCGACUUUCGGGCUGGGUAUCGAGCCGCAGAGAGCUCCCCUCUUCGCUCCUUCUGCCAGCAACCCAGUCACUGGUCCUGCCACUUUGAUGUUUAGAGACGUGGGGGGGGAGGGGGGGAAGAAAACAGGGUAUUUUUUGUUAUUUAUUACGGGAAAAUUACACACUCUUUAAUGUUUCUUUUACAAUAAGCAGAGAUUAUUUAAAUAAAUUAUUGUUUCCACGGUGCCCGCCAUGCGUUUCUUUGCAUGGGGGAGGUUGUGGGUGUUGAUCCCGGACCCUUGUCUAUUGCAACUAUUGCCUUAGACUGGUGACUUUCCACUUCUAUUCCCAUCUCCUUCCCUUUCUACAAUCAAAUCUCGCCUCGCCAGCCUUCUCGACGAGGCCAUGAAUCACUAACCGCUACUUGCGGAACGCCAGAGCCGACCCUCCCGCCCUCUUCCGCGCCUACUGGC